Messenger RNA from Ilex paraguariensis (yerba mate), 246 nucleotides. The record is from the annotation of a GenBank genome assembly. Lineage: Eukaryota; Viridiplantae; Streptophyta; Magnoliopsida; Aquifoliales; Aquifoliaceae.
AUGGCUCAUACCCAGAUCAUCUUGGUAAUGCUUAGCUCCAGCUCUUUUGCAUAUGAAUCUUCUCCAGGUGUGGUUCAAGAUGAGGCUGAUCAGGGAAAAUGCAAAGGUGAUCAGAAUGACUUGUUCCAAGCUGCAGAAAAUACAGAAGAAAUUUGUCAGAGUAACACGUUGAAGGUAAUAGGUACUGGAGUUGGUUUUUGCUGUGUAAGCUUUUUGGAAAAGCUUGAACCUAGUGUUAAGCUGUAA